Cordyceps fumosorosea ARSEF 2679 is the source of this 4197-nucleotide messenger RNA. Its product is annotated as 5'-3' exoribonuclease 1. Gene Ontology annotation, cellular component: nucleus. Lineage: Eukaryota; Fungi; Ascomycota; Sordariomycetes; Hypocreales; Cordycipitaceae. Gene Ontology annotation, molecular function: RNA binding; 5'-3' RNA exonuclease activity. Gene Ontology annotation, biological process: nuclear-transcribed mRNA catabolic process; rRNA catabolic process. The coding region runs from base 1 to 4197 and encodes 1398 amino acids. The record is from RefSeq and is a predicted model, not a curated record. The transcript is spliced from 4 exons.
AUGGGUGUCCCUAAAUUCUUUCGAUGGCUCUCCGAGCGAUAUCCUCCAAUCUCUCAGCUCAUUGCGGAAAACAGAAUACCUGAAUUUGACUGCCUUUAUCUCGACAUGAACGGCAUCAUCCACAACUGCACACACAAAGAUGCUGGCGAAGAUACAACGUUCCGUCUGAGCGAGGAAGAAAUGUUUAUCCGCAUUUUCAACUACAUUGAGCAUCUUUUUGGCAAAAUCAAGCCCAAGCAGCUCUUUUUCAUGGCUAUUGACGGCGUUGCGCCGCGCGCCAAAAUGAACCAGCAGCGAGCUCGUCGAUUCCGUACCGCACUCGAAGUAGAAAAGGCCCGUGAAAAGGCCAUCAAGGAAGGAGUCGAGAUGCCCAAGGAGGAACCGUUCGAUAGCAACUGUAUCACGCCAGGAACUGAAUUCAUGGCGAAACUAUCUCGACAACUACAAUACUUUGUCAACAAGAAGGUCUCGGAGGAUACCGACUGGCAAGGCUGCGAAAUUGUCUUGUCUGGACACGAAGUACCUGGCGAGGGCGAGCAUAAAAUCAUGGAGUACAUCCGAAAUGCGAAAUCGCAACCCGGGUAUAACCCCAACGUACGUCACUGCUUGUACGGCCUUGAUGCCGAUCUGAUCAUGCUGGGUCUUCUCAGCCACGACCCUCACUUUUCCCUCCUCCGUGAGGAAGUCACCUUUGGUAGAGCGUCCAAGAACAAGUCCAAGGAGCUGGAACAUCAAAACUUUUUCUUGCUGCAUCUAUGCAUGGUCAGAGAAUAUCUGGAAAUGGAGUUCCAGGAUCUAAAGCAUAGCCAGGUGGAGGGCUUCGAAUUUGACUUGGAACGUGUCAUUGACGAUUUUAUCCUCAUGGCGUUCUUUGUCGGAAACGAUUUUUUGCCAAAUCUUCCAGGCUUGCACAUCAACGAAGGUGCACUGGCUGAUAUGUUUGAAAUCUAUAAGAGAGUUCUACCCGAGGAAGGAGGCUACCUACAUGAAAAUGGCGUCCUCAACAUCAAACGCGCGCUCAGGAUGGUUUCCGAGCUUGGCAACAUCGAACUUAAGCAGUUCGAGCGCGACGUCGCUGAUGAGAAAUGGUUUGCCUCCAAGCAAAUGGAGAAGAAGUUGCAAAACAUGGCAACUGCUUCCGUCGCAAAGACGUCCAAAAGUGGACAGCGGAUUAUCACAGGCGCCCAGCGAGAUCUCUGGAAACAAAAGAUCCGCCCCUACAUCUCCAAGCGCUCGGAUGAUGCACUGGACCUUGGCGUGGACUUGGCUGCGGCGGACAAGAAGUUUGCGCAAGAAGUUGCUGACGCUAUGCACCUUGAUUGGUCUACGAAAGAAGACGACAACGGAUUCCGACACCUCAUCAUAUCGUUUCCUCCAAAACCGGCGGGCGAUGAUGAGGAUGAAGAGGAUGAAGAGGAGGGCAACCUUGCAGCCUAUCGCGUCAUUAGAACAUACGACAAGGCUGUCGUGGUUAAUGAUUCUGGCGAAGCCUCCCAAGAGGAAUAUGAGAAGCUAUAUCAGCAGAAGUAUCAAGGUUGGAAGACCAAAUACUACCUGCAAAAGUUUCCAGAGUGGGAAGCUACGGCCUAUGCCGAUGAGCAAACGAAGCUUUGCGAAAACUACGUCGAAGGUUUGCAAUGGGUUCUUUUCUACUACUACCGCGGAAUCGCGUCCUGGCCCUGGUUUUACAAGUACCAUUACGCGCCCCUCAUAUCCGAUGUGGCCAAAGGAGCGAGCGCAAAACUGCAAUUCGAGAAAGGGCAGCCGUUCAAACCGUAUGAGCAGCUUAUGGGCGUCUUGCCAGAUCGCAGCAAAAAGAUCGUGCCUACGGCAUAUCAUGACCUCAUGACGAACCCUAGCUCUCCCAUCAUUGACUUUUACCCCCGAGACUUCGAAUUGGACAUGAAUGGCAAAAAGAUGGACUGGGAGGCUGUCAUCAAGAUUCCGUUCAUCGAUGAGAAACGUCUGUUGGCUGCUAUGGAGACAAAGAAUGCUCUUCUCAGCGACGAUGAGAAGGCUCGCAAUGGCUUUGGUGUUCCUUUGAAGUUCACAUAUUCGUCCGAAGUGAACUUUACCUACCCUUCUCCUCUCCCAGGCAUCUUCCCUGACGUGCAGAACUGCCGUUGCAUCGAGAACAUUUUUGAUCUGCCAAACAUGGAGGGACUGGUCUACAAAUCAGCUCUGACAGACGGCGCCAAGUUGAAGAUGGACGCUUUGGCAGGCUUCCCCUCCCUACACACGAUUGAUCAUACAGCGCAACUCAUUGAGGGUUACGGCAUCAACGUCUUUCAGGCUGAUAGCCGCAACCCAAGUGUAGUGGUGACGCUGACUCAGCCUGAGGCUCGUAAUAAGACGGAAACCUGGAAGGCCAGGUUGGGCAAAAAGUGUUUUGUGGGCUUCCCCUUUCUCCAAGAAGCCAAGGUCGUCAAGGUUCAGGAUGAACUUUUCACAUUUGAGCUUGGCCACGACGGUGUGGAGGUCAUCAUGAAGGACAACACAAACCGCGAAGCCGCAGACUUUGCCAAGGAGGCGGAGCACCUCGAGAACUGGCACGCGAAAAGACUUGGUAUCACCAUUAGGCAGGUUGAGUGUCUCGUUGGGGUGCAUAUGCUGAAGGGCCUCCUCAAGACAGAGGAAGGCGCUCUAGUCAAGGAAUAUGCUGAGAACCCAAGUGUCCGCAGCAUAUAUGCGUCGCAGACCAUUGUUGACGAAGUCACGAAUGAGGAUGAGCGAUUCAUCGAAAAGGCCGCGCUGCCUGUUGAAGAAGAAUUCCCUCAGGGCACAAGGGCGUUCUUCCUUGGUGAUUAUGCUUAUGGCCGACCUCUCGAGAUUACUGGCCAUAUCAAAGGCAAAAUCGAAUUGGUAGUCUCAGUUCCAAAAACCAAGGAGCCCGCAUUCUCGCGAUCCAUCAUCCAGGGAGCUGAGAAGCUGAACCCAUACACCCCAUCCUUUGCUAUUGCCAAACAACUUGGAGUUCAUCCUUUGGUUCUUAGCAAAAUCACGUCAUCUUUUCAGGUGUUGACCUCGGCCGGGCUAAAGCUGAAUUUGGGUCUCAACCUCAAGUUCGAGGGACGCAAGCUAAAGGUGCUUGGAUAUUCGCGCAAAUCCAACACAGGCUGGGAGUUUAGCAAUCUAGCUAUUCAGCUCAUUGCGAACUACAUGAUGACGUUCCCCGACUUUUUCGCCGCGGUGCAAAAGCAUGCUCAAAAGAGUGACAUUUAUGACACCGAUUUGUGGCCAGAUCAGAGUGUUGCGUCUCAAAGGCUGAAAGAUCUCUCUGCUUGGCUAAAGAAGCAAGAAACAAGCAAGUUUGAAAAGGUCACUUUGGAUGCCGAGCAGCUCGAUUCGGACAUUGUCCUGGCGCUGGCUACCGCUGGUGAACAAGUGUUCCAAGCUUCGCAGGAUUCGGAGAUUCGCAAGCUGAAAGGUGUUCCGCGCACAGCUUUACUGAAGCCGUCAGAUGCCGAAAUGGUGCUUGGAAACCAAACUUUCAAGCUCGGUGAUCGUGUGACAUUUGUUGCCGCGGCUGGUAAAGUACCGAUCGCUACAAAGGGGACAGUGGUUGGCAUUAGCCGCACGCCGACGGCACUUUUGCUGGAUGUAGUUUGGGAUACCUCGUUCAUGAGCGGAACGACACUGGGAGAACGUGCCCCCAUGUUUCGCGGACAGACUGUACCAGCCUCGAGCGUUCUCAACACAACAAACCGCCAGGUACUCUCAGCGUCGAGCAAAUCUCAGCAGCGACGUGCCGCGGCAGCACCCGGCAAGACGACCGGUGGCUAUGGCUCUGUUGGUGUGACGCAGUACAAGGAUGCUGCGGCGCCGCCACCUCUGCGCGGCGGCUGGAGCGGCGCUGUCAACGGAAAGCAAUCGCCUGGACGCGGGCGUGGGCGCGGGCGCGGCGGUGCCAGCGGCGAGCCCAAACUUCUGCACAGCACCAUGGUCUAUCGUGAUGGACCACCCAACGGCAGCUCGCAGAGCAACGGACAAGGCAGCCGGGGUCAGGCCGGUGCCCACCGUGGCGGGGCAGCCAACGUGCAGAACGGCGAGCAAAGGUACGGAAACGUACCGCCGCCCGCAAACCUGAACGCUUCACGAGGUGGGCGAGGCCGUGGCCGCGGUAACAGAGGGCGAGGCAACGGCAACCGUGGACGCGGAGGCGGUGCUUCUGGCAGCCAGGAAGCCAAGGCAGCGUAG